AUGACUUGGAUUGGAAUUUGGGUGCAUGUUCUGGCAUAUGACUACUAUACGCCCAAGUUGUCAAAUUAUACGGGUGCUCAUGCCGCCUUAUAUGACCCAUCGAGACAGGCUCAUAACACGGAUUAUGGUAUUGGUGCAUGGAUUGGGAGCGGCUUGUCAGCUAGCAAGUUGGUUUUAGGAUUGCCUUUCUAUGGUUAUGCAUGGAGGCUAAAGAACCCAAACGACAACGCAAUAGGUGCACUAGCUACAGGUCCAGCUGCCAUUUCAACCGAUGGGGGAGCCAUGUGCCAUAAUGAUAUCAAGGGUUAUGUUCUCAGACCCGGGGCUGCUAUAAUGUAUAAUGCUACAUAUGUAGUAAAUCUAAUUGGAUUGGCUUUGAUGAUGUUGAAGUUGUCAGAAUUAAGGUUUCUUAUGCCAGGGAGAAGAAGCUACUUGGUUACUUUGUGUGGCAAAUCCCAUAUGAUGACAAUUGGGUACUUUCUUCAGCAGAAAGACCCUGACAGACGAUACCUAUUGGAUUGGAGAAAAUGCAUUGACAUUAUUGAAGGGGUAACUCAAGAGCUUUUAUAUCUUCAAGGGUAUUCAAGAAUGAUAAUAAUUCACCGAGAUUUGAAAGCUAGUAACAUUUUACUGGAUGAAGAGAUGAAGCCCAAGAUCUCAGACUAUGGCAUGGCUAGAAUUUUCAAGAAAGAUGAACAAGAAGCAAACACAAGCCGCAUUGUUGGAACCUAUGGUUAUAUUCCACCUGAAUACAUGCAAAAAGGUUUAUACUCUACUAAAUAUGAUGUUUAUAACUUUGGAGUUCUACUUCUACAAAUCAUAAGUGGCAAGAAGACUGCUUGUUAUUAUGGCUUGGAUGAGAAUCUAAACCUCCAAGAGUAUGCAUAUGAGCUAUGGAGAGAAGGCAAAGGAACGGAAUUUAUGGAUCCAACUCUAGGUGAUACAAAUUCAUCGUGUAAACUAAUUCGAUGCACGCACAUAGCUCUUUUAUGUGUUCAGGAAAACGCAAUUGAUAGGCCGUAA
Messenger RNA from Quercus robur (English oak), 1023 nucleotides. Its product is annotated as cysteine-rich receptor-like protein kinase 34. The transcript is spliced from 5 exons. Lineage: Eukaryota; Viridiplantae; Streptophyta; Magnoliopsida; Fagales; Fagaceae. The coding region runs from base 1 to 1023 and encodes 340 amino acids. Gene Ontology annotation, molecular function: ATP binding; protein kinase activity. The record is from RefSeq and is a predicted model, not a curated record. Gene Ontology annotation, biological process: carbohydrate metabolic process; protein phosphorylation.